Aspergillus costaricaensis CBS 115574 is the source of this 408-nucleotide messenger RNA. Its product is annotated as carboxymuconolactone decarboxylase family protein. Gene Ontology annotation, molecular function: peroxiredoxin activity. The record is from RefSeq and is a predicted model, not a curated record. The transcript is spliced from 2 exons. Bases 1 to 408 code for a protein of 135 amino acids. NCBI's taxonomy places the organism in Eukaryota, Fungi, Ascomycota, Eurotiomycetes, Eurotiales, Aspergillaceae.
AUGACCAAGAAAUCCGAGCUUAACCACUUCCACGAAACCCUCUUUGAAGAAGGUAAAAACCUCCGCAGAACCGUAGUCAGAGACACCUACGUCGAUAGGGCCCUAACCGAAGGAUCCAGCGACUUUUCACGUCCCGGCCAGGAACUCGUCACCGAAUGGUGCUGUGGUCACAUUUGGACGAGACCUGAACUUGAGCUGAAGCAACGAAACCUACUGAACCUGGGUAUGUUGAUCGCACUGAAUCAUACUCGUGGCGCUAUCAUCAACGGUUUUACCGAGAAAGAUAUUGGCGAGGCGGUUCUGCAGGCUACUUUUUACUGUGGGGGUCCUUCUGGGAUCGAAGCUACGAAGGUUACGGAGAGGCCUAUUGAUGAGAUGAUUGCGAAUGGGGAGUAUAGGCGGCAAUAG